Molecule: messenger RNA, 246 nt
Organism: Rotaria socialis
Lineage: Eukaryota; Metazoa; Rotifera; Eurotatoria; Philodinida; Philodinidae
Source: the annotation of a GenBank genome assembly
AUGAAGCAACAUUGCAGUGAGACAGACGCACCGUUUUUUCUUGAUUUUGCAUCAAAACAUGGUCUUCAUGCAAAUUGUUCUGAAACUGUUUGUUACGCAGGAGAAAUGCAUCCACGACCAAUUUGUGGAUGGGAUAGAUUUACUUCAGCCAUUCAGGUAGAUUGCGACCAAUGGGAGUUAGUUAUCGGUAAUGGAUCAAGUACUUAUCCACCAGAUCGAUCACUUCUUGUUAAACUGAAAGAUUAA